Benincasa hispida (wax gourd) is the source of this 1800-nucleotide messenger RNA. RefSeq names its product heat shock transcription factor A8 (gene HSFA8). The record is from RefSeq and is a predicted model, not a curated record. Gene Ontology annotation, cellular component: nucleus. Gene Ontology annotation, molecular function: RNA polymerase II cis-regulatory region sequence-specific DNA binding; DNA-binding transcription factor activity. Gene Ontology annotation, biological process: regulation of transcription by RNA polymerase II; cellular response to heat. Lineage: Eukaryota; Viridiplantae; Streptophyta; Magnoliopsida; Cucurbitales; Cucurbitaceae.
GCAGAAUGUAAGCGGUGAAAUUGGUAGAAGAAUCUCUCAAGAAACAGCGGCAAUGGCGAAAGCAAAGCAAAGCCGCGGAGAAGGGAAGCAUUUCACUGACAAUUUGCCUCUCAAAAACCAAACAAAACAACACAACACUUUCAAAGGAUAAAACCCUCGAAAUUCCCAAAUUCCCAGUUCUCUUUUUGCCCUUUUCAUUUCCUCCUAAUUACGCUACCUUAAUCUCAGUCUCCUCCUCCUUUCAUAUUCUCCGAUGGUGAAAUCCGCGGCGGAGCGUCAGGGAUCGUCGGUGGCGCCAUUUCUUAAGAAAUUGUACGACAUGGUUGACGAUGAUUCCACUAAUUCAAUUAUCUCCUGGACUUCUUCCCAUGAUAGCUUUACCAUUUUGGAUAUUACCCAAUUCUCUCUUCACGUGCUUCCCAAGUACUUUAAGCAUAGCAAUUUCUCUAGCUUCAUGCGCCAGCUUAAUAUCUACGGUUUUCGGAAAAUCGAUACUGAUUGCUGGGAAUUUGCAACUGAUGGAUUCAUUAAAGGACAAAAACAUCUGUUGAAGAACAUUUACCGAAGGAAAAACAUCCAGGGCACAGAUCAGCGUAGAGCAUCACAGCCCCAAGACAAUUCCGAUGGACAAGUUGAACUACCUGAUUAUUCAGGGCUAUGGAAGGAAGUUGAGAAUCUUAAAAUAGAUAAAAAUGCCGUAAUGCAGGAAUUGGUUAAACUCAAGCAGCACCAGGAAACUUCAGAGAACAAGUUGCUUCUAUUGAGAGACCGCCUUCAAGGUAUGGAAAAGAAUCAACAGCAGAUGCUGUCAUUUUUAGUAAUGGCAGUGCAAAGCCCUGGAUUUUUGGUUCAGCUUCUUCAACCAAAGGAAAAGAAUUGGCGCAUGGCCGACACUGGCAAUAUGCUAGAGCAAAUACCAGAUGAUAAUCAAGUACCUUCAAAUGGUAUGAUUGUCAGGUACCAACGACCAUUAGAUGAACUGUCAACAACUCUACUUCCAGCAGUGACAGGUCCGGGAAAACAACAAGAAUCUGAUCCAUUCCCUGAUGGAAUGAAAGACUUUUUCCUUAAUUCUGACUUCAUGAAAGUGCUUAUGGAUGAAAAGUUGUGUUUAGACAAUCAUAGUCAAUUUGUUCUUCCAGAUGUACAAGAUGUUGCAUGGGAGCAGCUUCUUCUAGCGAGCCCUUUUUCUGGGAAUUCAGAUAAUGGUAGAAAAAUAGACGAUGAAAGGAGACAUAUGGACGAUGAGGACGAUGAACUGGAUAUGGAAACAAUCGAUACUCAAACACAUGAAGAGAAUUCCCAAGACUUUGAACUUCUAAUCAGGCAAAUGGAGAAAUGUGAAGAUUUUGAGAUACAACCAAGGUUGGAUGAAUCUUAUAUCGAGAAAUUGAAUACUGUUAAUCUUCUAACCCAACAGAUGGAGCCUUUGGCAUCUGAUCAAGAAAUCCUAUAUGAAACAGCAGACAAGAUACAAACCCGUUAAAAGAACAAUACAUUUUGGUUGGGUUCAUAAGACUUCAUCAAUAUAAGAUCUCAAAGAUCAAUAUAAGUUCCUUUUUUUGUCUUCACUAUCCACACUAAAUAGCCAUUGGUUGACUAUGAAGUUAAGGUGAUUAAGCUGCUGCCAUUUGAAUAUCUUGAGCAAAGUAUUGCAUUUCAAACAGGUUUAUGGAAUUUCAGCCAUCUUUUUUCUUGGUGCUACUACAAGGUAAUGCUUUUGUUUCAACUUUCAAGCAUUAUAUCUUGUAGGCCUUGAUAUAUUUUAAUCAACACAUAGUAUAUAGUAUCAGUUUUGUA